Messenger RNA from Cercospora beticola, 1711 nucleotides. Its product is annotated as glycoside hydrolase family 88/105 protein. Lineage: Eukaryota; Fungi; Ascomycota; Dothideomycetes; Mycosphaerellales; Mycosphaerellaceae. The record is from RefSeq and is a predicted model, not a curated record. Gene Ontology annotation, biological process: carbohydrate metabolic process.
CGAACGUGGGCCAGCCUCCGGUUCUGCCAUAUGGCUACAACGUGGGCGUGGCGAGACGGAUGGUGUAACUAUCUCAAUCCGAGCCUGUUGAAAGUUGUAUAAAGCGUCGUUGCCACAUGGCGCAAUUUAUCUCCUGCUUGAAUUGACUUCACAGCAGCCAUUGCUAGACACUGAUCCAGCAGAUUCAAGAUGAAGCUCCUCUCGCUGCUUGCGCCAGCUGUCGUUGCAGCACAGUUGACUCCAGAAGAUUACCUCAAAUGGACUGCCGACACACACAUCAAGGAAGGUGUGAAGAAGGACUACCACUACACUACUUCGGUCCUCUACACCGGCUAUGAAUUCGCCAUCGACUUGACUGGCAACGAGACCUUGGUCGACUGGUACCGCUCUCAAAUCGAUGGCGCCGUGGUCCUGGACAAUGGCACCAUCUACGACUGGAACUACACCUACUACUCACUCGACGACUACCGCAUGGCGAACAACUACCUCUGGUGGUACGACCGCACCGGCGAGGAGAAGUACAAGAGCGCCGCAGAGAUUGUCCGCCGCCAACUGGAUCGCCACCCACGCAAUGACGAAGGUGGUUUCAAUCACCGCUACCCCAUCUACGAACACCAAAUGUGGCUCGAUGGUAUCUUCAUGGCAGACUCCUUCUAUGCUAGAUGGACUGCCAAAUUCGACUGCGAGAACCAGACUGCAUGGGAUGACAUCGUGAAUCAAUUCGAUCUCAUUGAGAAGUACACUCGCAACCACACCACUGGCCUCUUGGUUCACGGCUACGAUGAGAGCAAGAGCAAAGUAUGGGCUGAUCCUAUCACGGGAGCUGCGCCACACGUAUGGUCGCGAGCAGUUGGAUGGUACUUCAUUGCCCUCUUGGAAGUCAUUCCUCUUCUCCCAGCUUCACACCCGGGCAAGGCGAGAUUGACUGAGUACUUCACGACUUUGGCAGCCGCAAUCAAGGCCCAUCAAGACGCAGAGUCUAAUGGCUGGUGGUUGAUCAUGAACGACCCUUACCCAGGAGCAGAGGGCAACUACAUCGAGAGCUCCGCUAGUGCCAUGUUCACAUACGGCCUGCUCAAGGGCAUUGAGGAUGGAUAUAUCUCCAAGGACGAGUACUACCCAGGUGCAGUCAAGGGCUACGAGCUUCUGACUGACAGAUUCGUUGUUGAGAACCAGAAUGGUACUCUCAGGUGGGAAGGUACCGUUGCUGUGGGAAGCUUGAGCGGAAAUGGAACAUACGAGUACUACAUCGGUGUUCCUCUUGCUGUGAACGACUACAAGGGUGUUGGACCAUUCAUGUAUGCGAGCCAGCCUUCGCUGUGGUCCUAGAUUUGCACUAGCUUUGCAGCGUAAUUCAAUCAGUCUCAAACACCCCCAAUGGCAGGAAAUCCAGCUUCAGGCAUAAAAUUUCUGUAAUUCAUUGCACAGCGAGUCCAUUAAUAUUGCAGAGUGGAUGUGAUAUGCCAGUCAGUCUGUGAUACUCUCCUAACACAUCAUCAAAGCCAAGCUGAGCAGUGUCACGACAAGACCACAUAGCACAGGCCAUACUCGCCCACUGCCAGAGCUUGAGCCCUCCUGCUGACCAGCAUCAUCAGUAGUAUUAUACAUCAUCACAAUCUUCUGUAUCUUAAACACAGCAUCAUUCACCGGCGGUCCAACAGUAAACGAAGGAUCACCAUUCCUAAAACAAAGUCAGCUCCCAACCUCCCUC